AUGUCUGAUGGGAUGUGUCUUCCCAGUGGAAUACUUGUUCCACCACUGACAAUUUUGGUACAAAAUAUAUCUGAUAUGGAACAAUGUCCAGCAGAGUCGAGCAAGGCAAUCAGAAAGCAGAGUAAGAUCUUAUUUUUGUUUGAAAAAUUAUAUAUAUGUAUAAAUGUGCAUGUGUGUGUGGAGAGAGAGAAGGAAAGAGGGAGAGAGAGGGGGGCAAUUAUAGAGAAGUUGUCAGGGUGGCCUACUCCUGCCAGUCUCCCCACUUUUCCACCCCCUCACAGUGCCUCCUGGGAUCACCCUCUGAAUGAAUUACUUGCUCCCAAGUCCUUGUUUCAGGCUCUGCUUUGGGGAGAAUUCAAACUAAGACACCAGUUUCCCACUUUUUCCAUGUCCUCUGUCCAGGCUGCUGCUAAGUCUGGGGGAAAUCUCUUCUAG
Messenger RNA from Rangifer tarandus platyrhynchus (Svalbard reindeer), 435 nucleotides. The record is from the annotation of a GenBank genome assembly. Lineage: Eukaryota; Metazoa; Chordata; Mammalia; Artiodactyla; Cervidae.